AUGAGAAGGUGUUUCAUGUUUUUAUUGGUCGCUCUGAUUGUUGAGAGCAAAAAACAUUUACCAUCCUUCGUGGAACCAUGUAAUCGAAAUGAUCCCAAAUUAGGCGAGUGUCUGGCUAGAAACAUAAAGAACCUCCAACCUAGGCUAGCCAAAGGUAUUCCCGAGCUCUAUAUACCCGAAUUUGAUCCACUACUAAUUGAAAAAGCAGAGCUUGAGCCUGAUAGUCAUAUCAAAGUUAGUAUGCGCAAUAUUAAAUUGUACCAUGUCGACAAUUUUACUUUGGUCGACCUUAAAUACGAUAUGAAGAAAAUGCAUUUGGAUUUAAAUCUUGAAUGGGAUUCGCUCGGAAUAGAUACCGAUAUGACAAUGAAGGGAAAAAUACUAAUAUUACAAUUUGAUUCGGAUGGCCAUGGCGUAGGCAAUAUAACAAAUAUCAAGGCAUCAGGUUCAUUAGAUCUUGACCGAGUACACCGAAAAGGAGUAGAAUAUUUGACAAUUAAAAAAAUCGACCUUAAGAUUAUAAUCGGUAAAUACGUAGCAGUGUUCGAUGGACUUUUCGGUGACAACAUAGAGCUGAGGGAAAGAAGUAACCAGAUUCUUAAUGACAACUAUAAAUUGCUCAUAGAAGAAUUUACACCUGUUAUUGAAGAGAUAGUUAAAACCGUUGUUUACGAGAGGCAUGAAAAUUUAUUUAAGAGAAUACCGCUUGAUGUAUUGUUACCAGAUAAAUAA
Molecule: messenger RNA, 732 nt
Organism: Diabrotica balteata
Lineage: Eukaryota; Metazoa; Arthropoda; Insecta; Coleoptera; Chrysomelidae
Source: the annotation of a GenBank genome assembly